AUGUUCUGCUCAGCAAGCCAAAAGCUGCUGCACCGGCGCAGCCACAAGAAGCUGCGGGACGCCGAGACCCCGGCCUCACAUCAUCAUCACAAGCGACAAAACAGCGCGUGGAGCGACUCGUCGAGGGCGUCGUCGUCGUCGUCCGGGUCUGAUUCUUCGUCAUCGUCGUCGUCGAGGAGGGACGGCAGCACGGUAGAGUGGGAUCCGCUGAGGCUGCACCCGUCCAUGGCGGCGCCCGAGCAGUCGCCGCCCCGCUGCGUGGAGCGGCGGUACCAGCACCAGGAGGAGGCCGAGGAGAAGCACCACCGCCUCGCCCACAACAGGCAGCCGGGCUUCUCGCUCGAGAUCUACGACGGCUUCGAUUUCGGAUUCGGUGCCGCUGCGCAGAAGAAAUUGCCCGCCGCCGUGGCGGUGGUGGUGGCGGAGGCGGAGGCGGGGCGGACCCUGCGAGCGCCAAGCUCAGAGGCGGACCUACGUCACCAGCAGAGGCACAGCAGCCCCGACCCGGCCGAGUGGGGCAGCGAGUCCCAGCCCCCGUCCCCCAGCCGCCGCCGGCCCUUGCCCGCCAGCCUGAACGAGGCCGACUAUUUCCUCAAACGCGGCGGCUGGAAGCGCCGCGGCAUCGUAUUCUGCACCGACGAGCCCGUGGCGACGGACGACGAUGUCUUCGAGAUUCCUUGA
Thyridium curvatum is the source of this 681-nucleotide messenger RNA. RefSeq lists its product as uncharacterized. The record is from RefSeq and is a predicted model, not a curated record. NCBI's taxonomy places the organism in Eukaryota, Fungi, Ascomycota, Sordariomycetes, Thyridiales, Thyridiaceae. Bases 1 to 681 code for a protein of 226 amino acids. The transcript has a single exon.